Molecule: messenger RNA, 1751 nt
Organism: Mugil cephalus (flathead mullet)
Lineage: Eukaryota; Metazoa; Chordata; Actinopteri; Mugiliformes; Mugilidae
Gene: ctsd
Product: cathepsin D
Exons: 9
Coding region: 102-1292 (396 amino acids)
Biological process (GO): proteolysis
Cellular component (GO): lysosome
Molecular function (GO): aspartic-type endopeptidase activity
Source: RefSeq, a predicted model, not a curated record
UCGACGCUGGGGGUGACGUCACUCGCUGUGGUUAAAGUCAGCUGAUAAAAGUCGACAAAAACAAACUGCUCUGUCAUUGUUCAAUCCGUGUUUGUUCCACAAUGAGGACCCUUUUCCUGGUUGUGUUCGCGGCGUUAGUGCUGACCAACGAUGCCCUGGUCAGAAUUCCCUUAAAGAAAUUCCGUUCCAUCAGACGUACGCUGACCGACUCGGGGAAAGGCGUCGAGGAGCUCCUGGCCGACCAACACUCCCUCAAGUACAACUUCGGCUUCCCCUCCAGCAACGGACCCACUCCAGAAACCCUGAAGAACUACCUUGACGCCCAGUAUUAUGGCGAGAUCAGCCUGGGAACGCCUCCGCAAACCUUCACCGUGGUGUUCGACACAGGUUCCUCCAACCUGUGGGUUCCUUCCGUUCACUGCUCCUUGUUAGACAUCGCGUGCUUGCUUCAUCACAAAUAUAAUUCCGCUAAAUCCAGCACGUACGUGAAGAACGGCACUGCCUUCGCCAUCCAGUAUGGAAGUGGCAGUUUGUCCGGUUACCUGAGUCAGGACACGUGCACCAUCGGAGACAUCCAGGUGGAGAAGCAGCUGUUUGGCGAGGCCAUCAAGCAGCCCGGCGUGGCCUUCAUCGCCGCCAAGUUCGACGGGAUCCUCGGCAUGGCCUACCCCCGCAUCUCUGUGGACGGCGUCGCUCCCGUGUUCGACAACAUCAUGAGCCAGAAGAAGGUGGAGAAGAACGAGUUCUCCUUCUACCUCAACAGGAACCCAGACACUGAACCCGGCGGCGAGCUGCUCCUGGGAGGAACCGACCCCAAGUACUACACCGGGGACUUCCACUACGUCAACAUCAGCCGUCAGGCCUACUGGCAGGUCCACAUGGACGGGAUGGCGAUCGGCAGCCAGCUGGGUCUGUGUAAGGGCGGCUGUGAGGCCAUCGUGGACACCGGGACGUCCCUGAUCACCGGACCCUCGGCGGAGGUCAAGGCCCUGCAGAAAGCCAUCGGAGCCCUGCCACUCAUCCAGGGGGAGUACAUGGUGAGCUGUGAUAAAGUCCCGACGCUUCCCACCAUCACCUUCAACAUCGGAGGACAGACCUACUCUCUGACCGGGGAGCAGUACAUCCUCAAGGUGUCUCAGGCUGGAAAAACCAUCUGUCUGAGCGGCUUCAUGGGUCUGGACAUCCCCGCCCCCGCCGGGCCCCUGUGGAUUCUGGGAGAUGUGUUCAUCGGCCAGUACUACACCGUCUUCGAUCGCGAGAACAACCGAGUGGGCUUCGCUAAGACUAAAUGAGCAGCACCUCCUCCUCCUCCUCCUCCUCCGCCUCCUCCUCCAUCUUUACACUACGCCCGCAUGUUCAAGAAGAAACGCAAGAAAAAUCCAAGAUGCACAAGUUCUCUGUUGCUCUGCAAUCAGACCAGAUUUAGCAAUAGAAGUUUUUUUUUUGUGUAGAGGCUAAAUGCACUGAUGUUAACCAGUGUGUGUAUGUGUGUGUGUUUGUGAGAGAGACAUGGAUUUGAUAGCAGGUGUGAUGAUGUGAAUUGAUCAGGGAUCAGCUGAUUGUGUCGGUACAGUCAAACAUCCAAGUGAUCUUCUUUUUUCUUUUCUUUUCUUUUUUUUUUUUUUUUAUCAGGGAUUGUUUUAAAGAGAACUUUUAAAUUAGUGUUUUAGGAGGAAUUAUUUUAUCUUCUAACUACUGACAGACGUUAAUGUGUUAAUGUGAUUGGCCUCAAUAAAGUGUUUUUAAAAACA